Molecule: messenger RNA, 1383 nt
Organism: Mesorhabditis belari
Lineage: Eukaryota; Metazoa; Nematoda; Chromadorea; Rhabditida; Rhabditidae
Source: the annotation of a GenBank genome assembly
AUGUCUGGAAAUACGUCACCGUCGAGUUCCAAAAUAUCAAAACGAAAGCUCGUCGAUGACGAUGAAGACAAUUCGAUAACAACGAAGAAGAACCGAUCUGAUGAAGACUCGUCAAUUAGCAGCAUUUCAUUCGCUCUUAAAACUGGUUAUUUUUACUUUGUGAAGGUUUCGUCUGUACUUGAAUGCUUUAACGAGAACUGCUUCUCUCUUAAAGAUGUUUUGAAUUUCGUUAUGCCAGAGGAAUCACUGCAUUUCAAUUUUAUGAUCGAAGUCGAUUGGCUUAUCGAAAACUUUAGGCAAUAUCCAGAAUCGUGUCGUCAGACGCCAAUCAACUUGGUUGUUGGUGAAAAAAUGGGAAGUGAUGCAGCUUCACUUCGAAGAGAUAUCAAACUAUUGAAGCUCGAUAACAUACAAGUUUCCGGCGCUCAUCUCCCCAUACCGUACGGAACUCAUCAUACAAAGUUGUCUCUGCUUAAAGUGAAAGACGAACUGCAUAUCAUUGUAUCUACAGCAAAUUUGGUCAAAGGUGACUGGCAAGAAAAGACUCAGAUGUUUUAUUAUUGCAAGGCGAAACUAGAAAAUGGCGAGGGAAAUCAAAGUUGUAACUUCCAAAACGAUCUCAGCGAAUAUUUGAAAAUGUAUAACCUUCCAAUUGUUGCACCUUGGAUUAAAUAUAUAGAGCACGCGGAUUUUGGCGAUAACAAUGAUCACUUCAUUUAUUCUUGCCCUGGAUAUCAUAAAAAACCGACGAAGGACAAGAUGGCACAAUUGGGUUUGCGGAAUGCGCUCAAAGAAAGGACUUUGGACCCCAACGCUUUGUACAUAGCUCAAUGCAGUUCUAUUGGAUCUCUUGGACAGAAACCCGAUCAAUGGUUUUUGUCCCAAUUUUUGAAUUCUCUUCGUGGCGGUCGAACAAAAGGUUCAACACGAGUCUAUCUCGUUUACCCAACCAUACAAGAUGUUCAGCAUUCAUAUGAAGGAUAUAGUGCUGGCGGAAGUUUGCCGUAUCAAUCGAAAACCCACGAAAAACAAACCUGGUUAAGAGCUCACUUAUGUAAAUGGCGCUCUGACAAGCGUGGACGCAAUAAAGCCAUGCCUCAUGUCAAGUCUUACUGUGAAAUAGGAGCAGAUCGAGAAUUGAAAUGGUUACUGAUAACAUCUGCAAAUCUUUCAAAAGCUGCUUGGGGAGAAAUCCAGAAAAACGGUGAACAAUUGGCUGUGAGAAGUUGGGAAGCGGGCGUUUUGGUACAGGAUCCAUCUCGAUGUGGUUUGCCUUAUGACUAUCCGAUUUGUCGGUAUAAAGACGGAGAUCAGCCAUGGAUCGUUGACAAGAAUUACAAGGAUUUUGAUUCUCAUGGUCGACAAUGGAUUUACGAUCAACAA